Messenger RNA from Penicillium pulvis, 2814 nucleotides. It is a transcript of the gene ura7, whose product is annotated as small subunit rRNA maturation protein UTP4. Lineage: Eukaryota; Fungi; Ascomycota; Eurotiomycetes; Eurotiales; Aspergillaceae. Gene Ontology annotation, biological process: maturation of SSU-rRNA from tricistronic rRNA transcript (SSU-rRNA, 5.8S rRNA, LSU-rRNA). Gene Ontology annotation, cellular component: 90S preribosome; t-UTP complex; small-subunit processome. The transcript is spliced from 3 exons. Bases 1 to 2814 code for a protein of 937 amino acids. Gene Ontology annotation, molecular function: protein binding; RNA binding. The record is from RefSeq and is a predicted model, not a curated record.
AUGGAUAUCCACCGUUGUCGAUUCGUUUCCUACAAUCCCCAGGCGAUCAACUCGCUUGCUUUUUCCCACCCACCAUCCGCCGAUCUCGCCGGACGAGGCGUACCGACCCUUCGACUCGCUAUCGGCCGUGCGAACGGCGACAUUGAGAUCUGGAAUCCGUUGCGCGGCGCAUGGUUCCAGGAGUCUGUGCUUCGUGGAGGAAAGGACCGCAGCAUUGAGGGACUGACCUGGACUCUGGAUCCCCAAGAGGAAGGACCUGAUGGUGCCAAGUUGCCUGGCCAACUGCGCCUGUUCAGCAUUGGGUACUCUACGGCCGUGACUGAGUGGGAUUUGGAGCAGGGACGUCCGCUGCGUCACUCGAGCGGAAACUAUGGAGAAAUCUGGUGUCUUGCUGCCCAGCCCCGCUGGCAGCCUACAAAGAGAGGCAAGGACGGAAAAUUCCUGCCUCCCGCUGAGGGAGAGUUCACAGGGCAGCACCUGGCUGCUGGAUGUGCAGAUGGCUCGAUUGUGAUCUUGUCUACCGCGGACAAUGAUUUGAAGUUCCUUCGCUUGAUGCGCCCUUCCACCAAGAGAGCCCGUGUGCUCAGCGUUACCUUCCAGAACCGUCACACCAUUGUUGCGGGCUACGCCGACAGCUCUAUUCGUUUGUUCGAUAUUCGCAGCGGUCAGCAGUUGAGGACGAUUUCGCUUGGAAAGGGCCCUACGGGUGGUUCCAAGGAACUCUUGGUUUGGUCGGUCAAGUGUCUUCCGGAUGGUACAAUUGUCUCCGGUGAUUCUGCUGGUGAAAUUCGUUUCUGGGAUGCCAAGAACUACUCUCUUAUUCAACGGAUCCAGAGUCAUUUGGCAGAUGUGCUUGAUGUGGCUUGCAGCUCAAAUGGCGAUACAGUUAUUAGCGGUGGUGCCGAUCAGAGAACAGUCGUUUACCGCAAGCAGGAUGGUGAUAAGGGCGACAAGAAGUCUCGUUGGGCUGAGCUUAUGCACCGACGAUACCACUCGCAUGAUGUCAAGACUUUCGCGGUUUACGAGACAAAAGACAUCAGCAUUGCCGUGUCUGGCGGCCCUGAUGCAACUCCCGUUGUCUUGCCACUGCGCGAAUUCGGAAAGGAACACCACCGAAAAUUGUCCAACCUUCCUCAGAUCCCUCAACUUACCUCCUCGCCCGCUUCUCGUUUGGUCAUGAGCUUCUGGGAUAGAGAAGUCAGCUUAUGGCGUGUAUCCCGGGGCCCGGCCUCUGUACACGAGACCCUCGAUGGUCAAAGGCACAAACUGGUAGGAAAGGUUAUGAUCCAGGGCGAAGAAAACAUUACCUCUGCCGGAUUAUCUUCAGACGGAAAGUUGCUCGCUAUUGCUACAGUCUCUGAUGUGAAAUUGUUUACCGUUCGUCGUCGCAAGGGUGACGAGAAGGGGGCAUUGCGGAUACAGAAGAUCGAUACCCCCCAGUCCCUCUCCUCCACAGGCGCACGCCUUGUCGCUAUUUCCGCCGAUAGCAAGUGGCUCUCGGUGAUCCGUCCUAAUAGCGAUGUUUAUGUGGCACGAAUUCAGCCAGCCUCCUCGGCCACAGAGAAGCCUCAGGUACUACCGCAACUUGCGCAUCUCAAGCGUGCCACACGUCAUGUACGACACGAGAAGGUUUCCCAUGGUACCCUGGGUGAUUAUGAGAGAGCUAUUCGGACUGUUGUCUUCUCCGAAGAUAGCAAGAUUUUGGCUACGGGUGAUCUAUCUGGCUGUGUGGAUACUUGGGCGCUCAGUGCUGCGACCGAACCUAUUACAAAUGGCAAGUCUAAGAGUAACGGAGCCUCCGACUCUGACGACGAGUCCUCCGAUGACGAAGAUGAAGAUAUUGUGAUUGAGGGAGAGCGCUGGAGCACGGCUGCUUCCGAGUCUCCCAUCCCCCGGAUGAAGUCAGGAAUCACCCUUCUGUCCUUCCGCCCACAAAGCGCCGAGACAAAGGCGCUGACCAACGGUGCCAACCACACAUCCGCCGAGGACAGACUGAUGGUACUUACCAGCGAGCAUCAACUCAUCGAAUUCGAGGCUCUUAGUGGCAAGCUUUCGGAUUGGUCACGACGCAACCCCAAGGCUUACCUUCCAGCCGAGUUCCGGGGUGUGAAAGACCGUGCCAUGGGCUGCAUGUGGGAUGUCUAUGAGGGCCGUGAACGGCUCUGGCUGUACGGAACCUCUUGGUUGUGGAUGUUUGACCUGCAGCAAGAUUUCCCAUCCUCCGAGGAAGUCGAGGCCGAGAACAAGUCCUCUGGCCAGCUAGUCCAGGCUUCGAAGCGCAAGCGCGAUCCCCUCGAGGAUGUUGAAAAUGACCGCAAGAAGGCCAACACUGGUGCUGGUGAUCGGAUUCCCCGUUCACAGAUGGAUCUUCACCUUGGCACCAAGGUUCGCAAGAUUGUUGGCAGCGACCAGUCCCAGGGCGAGUGGGUCUCACUCGACUCGGAACAGCCGCGCACUCUAGGAGAUGAUGAUGAGGCAUACGAAUACGAUGAGACCUUCGCGGCUGGUAGUGAAGGUGCACUGGCCCGUCUCCGACGUGGUGACGCAGUCGUUCAGCCCGAUACCCCACAAAAGGGAGCCAAGGGUAAGCCAACCGUCAAUGGGCUCGGCGACACUCCGAAAAAGCAAUUGGUGGUCGCCAAUGACCAGGUUGCGCGGCGUUGGUGGCACACUUACAAGUACCGUGACAUCUUUGGUAUUGUGCCCCUCAACACCACAUCAGGUGACGAGGCGGGCGGCCUAGAAGUGGCGGUGAUUGAGCGGCCUCUGUGGGAUGUUGAGUUGCCUGGUCGCUAUGUGAAGGAUUACGAGUGA